Molecule: messenger RNA, 8056 nt
Organism: Panthera uncia (snow leopard)
Lineage: Eukaryota; Metazoa; Chordata; Mammalia; Carnivora; Felidae
Gene: DGKH
Product: diacylglycerol kinase eta
Exons: 31
Coding region: 187-3942 (1251 amino acids)
Biological process (GO): diacylglycerol metabolic process; intracellular signal transduction; lipid phosphorylation
Molecular function (GO): ATP-dependent diacylglycerol kinase activity; protein binding
Source: RefSeq, a predicted model, not a curated record
GGGGCGGGAGAGCGCAGCGCGGCGGAAGCCGGAGACGGCGGGAGCGCCGGUGGCUGGCCCCGGGCAGGAGCCGGGGCGGCGGCAGCGGCCGAGAGGACCGCGGCGAGGGAAGCGCAUCCAGCGGCCCCGGCGGCGGCGGGGGCCCGGGUCCCCGCGCCCGGGCGGCCGGCGGGCGCGGGCGGCGCGAUGGAGCCGCAGCACGUGCGCCCCGCGCCCGGCGCCCGCAGCCCGGCCUGGGAGGAACCGGGCGGUGCUGUGUCCCCGCAGGAAUCGGAGAGGAUGGCCGGGGCCGGCGGCCAGCACCACCCUCCGGGCGCCGCGGGAGGAGCGGCCGCCGGGGCCGGCGCCGCGGUCGCCCCCGCCGGUGCCUCGGCGGGGCCCGGAGACGAUUCUUCCGACAGCGAAGCGGAGCAAGAGGGACCCCAGAAACUGAUCCGCAAAGUGUCCACCUCGGGGCAGAUCCGGACCAAGACCAGUAUUAAAGAGGGACAGCUAUUGAAGCAAACCAGUUCUUUCCAGAGGUGGAAAAAGCGUUACUUCAAACUUCGAGGCCGUACACUUUAUUAUGCAAAGGACUCAAAGUCUCUGAUAUUUGAUGAAGUCGACCUCUCAGAUGCCAGUGUAGCUGAAGCAAGCACCAAAAAUGCUAACAACAGUUUCACGAUAAUCACUCCCUUCAGAAGACUAAUGCUGUGCGCUGAGAACAGGAAGGAAAUGGAGGAUUGGAUGAGCUCACUGAAGUCUGUCCAGACCAGAGAGCCUUACGAGGUGGCCCAGUUUAACGUGGAACAUUUCUCAGGGAUGCAUAACUGGUACGCUUGCUCCCAUGCCCGACCCACUUUCUGUAACGUGUGCAGAGAGAGUCUUUCUGGAGUCACCUCCCACGGCCUGUCCUGCGAAGUGUGUAAAUUCAAGGCUCACAAAAGAUGUGCAGUGAGGGCAACAAAUAAUUGCAAAUGGACGACUCUGGCCUCCAUUGGGAAGGACAUCAUAGAGGACGAAGACGGAGUAGCUAUGCCUCACCAAUGGCUAGAGGGUAACUUGCCCGUGAGUGCCAAAUGUGCUGUCUGUGACAAAACAUGCGGGAGUGUUCUGCGUCUACAAGAUUGGAAAUGCCUUUGGUGUAAGACAAUGGUACACACUGCCUGCAAAGAUUUAUACCAUCCUGUGUGUCCCCUUGGCCAGUGUAAAGUGUCUGUCAUACCUCCAAUUGCACUGAACAGCACCGAUUCUGAUGGUUUCUGUAGAGCGACAUUUUCAUUCUGUGUUAGUCCUCUAUUGGUUUUUGUCAAUUCUAAGAGUGGAGAUAAUCAGGGAGUAAAGUUCCUUCGUCGAUUUAAACAGUUGCUAAAUCCGGCUCAGGUGUUUGAUUUAAUGAACGGAGGUCCUCAUUUAGGUUUAAGAUUAUUCCAGAAGUUUGACAACUUUCGAAUUCUUGUUUGUGGAGGAGAUGGAAGUGUAGGUUGGGUUUUGUCAGAAAUUGAUAAGCUCAACUUGAAUAAACAGUGUCAGCUGGGAGUAUUGCCCUUGGGUACAGGAAAUGACCUUGCCCGCGUUCUGGGCUGGGGAGGUUCAUAUGAUGACGACACCCAACUUCCUCAGAUACUAGAGAAGCUGGAACGAGCCAGUACCAAAAUGCUAGACAGGUGGAGUAUAAUGACCUAUGAACUCAAGUUGCCUCCAAAAGCUUCUCUACUUCCAGAACCUCCAGAAGCAUCCGAAGAAUUUUAUAUGACAAUUUAUGAGGACUCAGUUGCAGCUCAUCUCACAAAAAUCCUCAAUUCUGAUGAACAUGCCGUGGUCAUAUCAUCUGCCAAGAUCCUAUGUGAAACCGUAAAGGACUUUGUUGCCAAAGUAGAGAAGGCAUACGAAAAAACGUUGGAAAAUGCUGUUGCAGCUGAUGCUGUGGCCAAUAAAUGUUCAGUCCUAAAUGAAAAGCUUGAACAACUGCUUCAAGCUUUGCACACAGAUUCCCAGGCUGCCCCCGUUCUCCCAGGCAUCAGCUCUCUCAUUGUAGAAGAAGAUACCGUGGAAUCUUCCAGUGAAGAAUCUUUGUGUGAAAACAAAGAACAACUCACCGAUGACCCUGCAAAACCUUCCUCCCAGAAAGCUGUGAGACCAAACGAAAUAAUGUUGCGGGCAAACAGUUUAAAGAAAGCAGUGAGGCAAGUCAUUGAAGAAGCCGGCAAAGUUCUGGAUGACCAGAGUGUUCACCCUUGUGAACCAGUUAGCCAGUCAUUCGAAAAUGAUAGCACAGAAACAGAUGAAUCUAAAGAAGAAUCUAAAGAUGAUGGUGCAAAAGAGCCUUCAACUGUUAAAACUGCACCUGCACCUCGGUCUCCAGAUGGCCGGGCAAGUCGUUCCCAAACUGACUCUGGCCCUGGUCCAGCUGUGGCAACCAGCAAAGAAAACCUGCCUGUGCUCAACACCAGAAUAAUCUGCCCAGGUUUAAGAGCAGGAUUAGCUGCCUCAAUUGCUGGGAGUUCUAUUAUCAACAAAAUGUUACUGGCAAAUAUUGAUCCUUUUGGUGCAACGCCAUUUAUUGACCCAGAUCCAGAUUCCGUAGAUGGAUAUUCAGAAAAAUGUGUCAUGAACAAUUACUUUGGGAUUGGAUUAGACGCAAAAAUUUCAUUAGAAUUUAAUAAUAAGAGAGAAGAACACCCUGAAAAAUGCAGGAGCCGAACUAAAAAUUUGAUGUGGUAUGGAGUCCUCGGAACCCGGGAGUUAUUACAAAGGUCGUAUAAGAAUUUAGAACAGAGAGUUCAACUUGAGUGUGAUGGGCAGUAUAUCCCUCUCCCCAGUCUGCAAGGAAUAGCAGUGUUGAACAUUCCCAGCUAUGCCGGAGGCACCAACUUUUGGGGUGGAACUAAAGAAGAUGAUAUAUUUGCUGCACCAUCAUUUGAUGACAAGAUCCUGGAAGUCGUUGCAAUAUUUGAUAGCAUGCAAAUGGCAGUUUCCAGGGUCAUUAAACUGCAGCAUCAUCGAAUAGCCCAGUGCCGUACGGUAAAAAUCACUAUAUUUGGUGAUGAGGGAGUCCCAGUGCAGGUAGAUGGCGAAGCAUGGGUUCAGCCUCCAGGGAUUAUCAAAAUUGUGCACAAAAACAGAGCUCAGAUGCUAACAAGGGACAGGGCUUUUGAAAGCACUCUAAAAUCUUGGGAAGAUAAACAGAAGUGUGAUUCCGGUAAACCAGUUCUUCGAACCCAUUUGUACAUCCAGCAUGCCGUUGACUUGGCAACAGAGGAGGUAUCCCAGAUGCAGCUAUGCUCCCAGGCGGCAGAGGAGCUCAUCACUAGGAUCUGUGACGCAGCCACCAUCCAUUGUCUUUUGGAACAAGAACUGGCCCACGCUGUGAAUGCGUGUUCCCACGCACUGAAUAAAGCCAACCCGCGGUUCCCAGAGAGUCUUACGAGAGACACUGCCACUGAAAUAGCCAUCAAUGUGAAGGCACUGUAUAAUGAAACAGAAUCUUUACUAGUUGGCAGGGUUCCUUUGCACUUAGAAUCCCCACAUGAAGAGCGGGUAUCUAAUGCCUUACAUUCUGUGGAGGUGGAGUUGCAGAAGUUAACAGAGAUUCCUUGGCUUUAUUAUAUCUUACAUCCAAACGAAGAUGAGGAACCCCCCAUGGAUUGCACCAAGAGAAACAGCAGAAGCACAGUAUUUCGUAUAGUGCCAAAAUUUAAAAAGGAAAAGGUUCAGAAACAGAAGACAGGUUCACAGCCUGUUCAAAAAUGGGGCACAGAGGAAGUUGCUGCUUGGCUGGAUCUGCUCAGUUUGGGAGAGUACAAAGAAAUCUUCAUCCGUCAUGACAUCAGAGGGGCUGAACUUUUGCAUCUGGAAAGGCGAGAUCUUAAGGACCUGGGGAUAACGAAAGUGGGCCAUAUGAAGCGAAUUCUCCAGGGAAUUAAAGAGCUUGGAAGGAGCACUCCCCAGUCUGAGGUGUAAUCACAUUGGUGCUAUUCCUUGGAAGGGAAGUAAUUGCUACUUAAUACAAAGCUCUUGGAAGCAGUUGUCUGUUUCUGUAGUCUUCUGCCUAGAAAAGUAAGCACCACUGAGCACCUCUGUGGCUCGAUAUUUUGCUGUGGGUGAAAAUUUUGAUUUGAGGUAUUAGAAAAUAUUUUCGUGCCAAAAAAAUACAUUCCACAAAGCCAUUUCCUAAUUGUGCAAACUUGACAUGUUAAAAUAUGCUCAUAUAAGUAAGAAGGUAGGAGGAAUCUGAGACAAUUGCAUUGUCUAAAAGAUGGAAAUGUUUACUUUCCUUAAACCUGGUCAGAUGGAAUGUUCUUACUCUGUGACUGCAUAACAAUAUGUGGCUAAAACUCUUAGGUUUCACUAUUGGAGGCAUUGGCUUCUUCCUUAAAAUAGUUGGUUAGGAGAUCAAGAUGUAAAUUAAGCUGUGUUUUGAAUGUUAGAUGGGUAUCGCCUCACUUUGCUAGCAUUCAGUGGUCAUAGAAUAUGGUUAAAACCCCUGAAAUAUUAUGAAUGAAUGCAAAUCUUAAUGCACGACAUUCCUGCCUGAAUUGUCUUUCUUUUUCUUGCAUGUCACAUGUAAUAUCUUAAAACUUGGCUUCCAUGUCAGUUUUAAUGUAAUUUAAUUUAUUACUGCCUAAGUACCUUUUUGUUGGUUAAAGGCACUUUUCUGUUCUUUGAUGUGGGAUUUUGGAUAAAUAUUCUGUAUCUGAGAAUUUGUGAACACGUGUCUGUGCCAUAAUCAACAAAUGAUACACAUUUUAUGCAAGCCAAUUUUAUGUCACUCUAUUAUCAACACUAGGUAUGCACAGUAGGAAAAUUUUCUGGAUAUUUUCAUAAAAGUAUGUGUUCUAUUGCCGAACAAAACUUGUUAUAGCUUCCCAAACCAAAAUUCCCACAUUUUGUUCUUAUUUUUGGUUUUAAUUUAGUGUUUAUUCAAUACUCUGUUUGUAUUUGUAAUAUAGUGGGCUGUUGACAUCCAGUUUUCUGAAGGUCUCAGCUGGGAUUUGUAUACUGAUCGUAUGCCGAUUGGUCACCCAGACUUAUCCACUAGCUAGAGUGACUACUGACACAACUUCCCAACAAGAGAUUUACAUUUUUUCUUAAGGGCUUUUAUCUCAUCUCAUUCUUAUACCAUUAUUACUAUUAUCUCACCUAAUUCUUAUAUCAGGCAGGUAUUAUUUGCUUGUUUCUAAACCACUCUACUUCAGUGUAGCUCAUUAGGAGUCAACAUUACAAUUAUCAAAUCUUUGAAAGCCAAAGGCAUACGUGUUAAAAAGUCACCGAAAUAUCCUCAGACCAUCUUUCUUUAGGCGUUAUGUACCAAAAAUUAAUUGUAAUAUUUCAAAAUCUCCUAUAUAAGAGAAGUAAACAGGGUAUUGACCCAGUGGUAACAAUUUUCAUUAAGUAGCCUUCUAAGCAGGUGCUCUGUAGAUACAAAUACACACACAUACACAUAGACACAUAUAUGUGUCUAUACACAUACACCGUGUUUGUAUAUUCAUGCUUAACACACAUAAUCUUGAAAUGUACUCUCACUGAUAUUUUCUAGACAAUUAUUUGCCAAAUGCUUAAUGAGAAAUAUUAACGGGAAAGCACUUAAGAUGAACUAUUGUCAGACAUAAUUUAAUUGUAUCAAAGAAGUUUAAACAUUUGACACUUUAUUCUUAUUUAUACAUUGCAUAUUUACUAGUAAAAUCACAAAAUUAAGACAUCUUAAAAAUAAAUGAGCCUGAUGGGUUCCUGACCAAAUAUGUCUGACUAUAUAUUCUACCUGUCUAAGUUGUGAAUAAAUAGAAAAUUUUCAAAGGAAAUUAUAUCAAGUAGCAUGAAAGAGUAAAAAGCCACUCACUUAGUAAGUGUAUUGUUACCCUCAGCUAUGAAAUCAAAGGGCUUCUCUUCCAGUCCCUUGAUAAUCCGCACCCCCUGUCCCCUGCAAGUUGUCCCUCUCUCUUCCAGGCACUUCCCUGUGAAAUUAAAAUAGAGAUGGCAGAGUCUCGGAAUUCUGCUGAGGUCACAGAUACCUGUCCAGCUCUACCAAAAAGGGAAAUGUAUAGGUGCAGAGAGGCAUGGGACUCACGAAUGAAUUUUGGGUUGAUUUUCACUCACCCAAAAUACCCCUUUGCCAAUAGAAGAGACUUAAGCUAUUACAUGUUCAGAAUUUGAGAGUAAGAUGUAAAUGAUUAAUAUUUUUUUGGCUGAUGUUGAUCUUUUUACUCUUAGGUAAUAACUCUUUAUGUUGUAAAACCUCAGUUAAUAGACUCUUAACUAGAGUUUUCCUGCAGAUGGCUUUUGGAUGAGGAAAAUCCUUUAAAAUGACAAUUUCAGUAUCUUUUUUUUUUUUUUUUUUGUCGUUAAAUUAGAGCAAUCUUUCCUGUAUGCUUUGUCUAUGCAUGGCUGUGUAGGACCCACAUGACUCUGCCCACACCUGUUUGCCAGGAUAGUAUCCUCAGAGCCUCCUUAGGCCCCUGUCAGCCUCACAGAGGAGCCAGCUUCUUACAGUAGAUGGAGCUAUAAAUAGAAAGUAGAAAGAGCUUCUCUCUGGGAUCUCUGAGGUGAUCCCAGCUCAGGGGAGUGCAGUUGUGGCCUCUGUACCCUGGUCCAUUCAGAAGCUGAGGUGAGAAGCUUAAGCCUACUCUUGACUGUCAGCUGUAACUGUACUGUUCCUCCCUGCUAUGCUCUCCCACACCUGGAUAAUUUGGGAGAGGUGAAGGGGAACCACAGCCAGCAUCCAUUUCCUUCAAGUCUUAUUUCCGUGAGGAAGAACUUGCCUUUUUUUUUUUUUUUUUAAAGAUUUUAUUUUUAAGUAAUCUCUCUACGCAACAUGGGCCUUGACUCACAACCCCGAGACUGAGUCACAUGCUACAGUGACUGAGCCAGCCAGGCAUUCCAAAACUUGCUUUUCAAGAAGGAAAGGGACAGGGUCAGGCCUAAGUAAAAUUUCAAAGGACUCAAUUCUUCCCUUCAGUGUUAUUCCACCUCCCUUUCUGAGUUUCCUUGCCAGCUUUUGGCCUCCCAUUUCCCACAUGCCCAAUGCACUGAUGGUUGCUCAGAUUCUCACUACUCUUUGUUACCCUUUCUUCAUCAACUUCCAUACUACAGAAUGACUGCUUUCACCUCUCCCCGCUUGAGUGCCUGUUGCGGAUCCUCUGAACAAAGUGCUAGGAAGAAAACAAUUUAAAGAAAACUAAUUUUACAGUUCACAUUUUAACAAAGGAAACUUGCUAAUCUAAAUGAACCGACGGGUUAGAUGAUUUCAGGACCGUGAUAUAGAUUGCUCUGGCUGAGAAGAGAUGACCUGUGAAUGUCGAGACCCUUGCUGUCCAGUAUUAUAGGCACUAGCCACAUGUGGCUGUUUAAAUUUACAUUAAUUUAAUUAGAAAGUUAAUUUCUCCAUUGCACCAGCCACAUUUCAAGUGUGCAGUAACUACAAUAGACAGGGCAGGUGUUAAACAUUUCCAUCAUUGCAAAAAUCGUACUGGCCAACACUGGUCUAGAUCAUUGCUACUCAAACGUGGUCCCUGGGCCAGCAGCAUCCAUGCCACCUGGGAGCUUAUAGAAAUGCAGAAUUUCAGGUCCCCUCCAGACCUACUGAAUUUCAAUCUUCUUUGCAAACAAGAUUUGGUGGUGGUUAGCACUGGCCUAGCCACAUUUUAUCGCUCCCAGAUAUUAGGGAUCCGAAUGCUUCAAAAAGCCCUCGAAUAGCUCACUCCCCAACACACUACUUCCUAGAAAUCCCAGAAAGGAGCUUUAGCUCAUUCAUCACCUUUGCUAAGUUUUUUUCUGAAUGCUUAUUCCUAAUUCUGGUUCUAGAUAAACCCUGCCUACCCAGGAGUUGUAUUUGGGUAGCUAAGAUAGAAAGGGGAUGGGCUGGCAGGCGUAACUGGCCUCUCUCCAGCUCCCUACCUCAUGUUGAAGUCACUAACAAUCUACAUUUGCUCAGUUUCUUGCUAAUGUCACAUUCUCAUUUGUUCACAACUUAAGUCACAGGGAACAUUUCAGAAGAAUAUGUAAGGAGAUAAGUAAAGACCAGGUCAGUCUCCUACAGCUCGGUACAUUUCACUUUCUCUUAUCAGCAGAUUAUCCUGUU